GCUCUGUUUGGGAAACUCAUCUCUUUAAAACCAUCCCUUUUCUGUUCUCUCCUCGACGACUGAGAGAAUCGACAUCGCCUGCAAGAGUUGGGAGAUUCAAAUGUGGGUGAGUAACGCCAUCGCAUUCGCUCCUGGAGGACAUUGCCUGCAAAUUAGUAACGCCAUUGUUCCAAAACCUCCAUUUCCUCUUAGAAUUGUACAGUAGUUGAAAUUCGAAUCUGAGCGGCGAAUCGUAUCUCCUUCUGCUUUUCAAAACUCGAUCUAAUCUGAGCGAAGACUCUAAUUCCUCUCGUCAUACUUCUGCUUAGAGUUUAGAUCUUUGUUUCCAGCGAGCGGCUUGUAUCACAUGUCCUUUUGGGUUAUUAUACUUCAGAUUCGAUGAUUACUUCACUUUAUCGUCUUCAUAUGCAUGUUUCUACUUUGCCUGGAUCGAUUUGUCAUACGGCGAGUCAUUAUUGUAUGGACGUCUUCGUAGGUAUGUAUGUAUCCUCUGUAAUUGGCUUCCCCUUAGGGAUAAGGACGAAGUCUUAUAUCCGAAAUUAACCUUAUGGCCUCCACCACCGCGAGAGAUCCAAUUAGUUGUCAUUGGUCCAUGUAUAAUUAGAGUGAAUAGAUGAUUUUGUGUUUUCGCUAAUAUAUAAUGAUGAGAGAGCUGCAGGUAGUAGGUUGAGAUUUUUAGGGCAUUUUGUUGUUGUCUGCGGGUUCCAGGUUUUUUGUAUGGAUAGGACUGCUCUUACUUUGUUUAUCAUUUGGGACCAGAGUGGGCUGCUGCUGCUUUAGGGUGUUUAUGUUUUACUGCUGCAGUUGUUCUAAACCAUGAAUGAUGUGCAGACUUGUUUUCUAUGAUCAGUGAGGAUAGUAUUCUGAACUCAUGGUUGAGUAUCCCAGCCGAAGUCUAACACCCAGAGCUGGACAGGAACAUGCAGCUGAGUAUGCUAAUUCAUAUGCUAGGCAGUACAAGAGAAACAAGACAUGACAUAAUUCUAGGAAAGGUAUGAUUUGAACGAGAUUUUGUGACUGUAAGAUUGAACUUGGUUUGGUUGCUUGGUUUAUCUUCCAAAUCGAUAGCAGAAGCUCUUUUAGAGAAGAAUGGUACUUACAAUUGUUUGCUUGCUAAUAGUUUAAUCUCAAUCUCAAGCUGCCGAAUUGAAUGUGACUCCAACAGUGGAGGUUCCACUUACUGAUGGACCUCUGGGAGAUGAUGAAUAUGAGAAGCAUUUGGAGGAAGCACUUUCUGCCUCUGAAAUUGGUCUUACAGGUGAAGUUUUGCAAUUAAAUAUCCAUUUCAUUGACUUGGUUCAGUGACACAGCUAAGGUAUGGUAUCGAUGAUUUCGAGUUUGAUUAUUUUUCGAAAUAGAAUUUGCAGCAAGUUGCCAGACUUAACUUGAUGGUUGUGUGUUUGAUUUAGGGGUUUGAGAAAAUAGUAGGUUAAUUUUGCUGGUUAAAAUGUAGACAAUUUUUCUACAAGUUUCGUUGCCUUUAUAUAGUUUAAGUUACUAAUUUUGUUACUUCUUUCAUUUGAAGCGUAUUGUUGUUGCCAACACACAGAACCGAUUGCUUAAGAGUGUUUAGUUUCUGAAUCUUGGCUUCUAUUUAUUUGGCUAUAUUAUGAUUGAUGGGAUAUGUUAUGUGUUUGCAGUCUAUAAUUAAGAAGAGGUACGGUCAGGAUGCAACUAAUGUUGGUGAUAAGGGUAGCUUUGCACCUAACAUUCAGGCAUAGCUUGUUCACUGGAGUUUCCAGAUUAUAUGUAGUUUCAUUCUCGCGAUUAGUUGGUUAAUGUGUAAUUGAAAAAUUUGUUAUCUCAUGAAAAACAAGGAAGGUCUUGAAUUGCUUAAGACUGCUAUUGCCAAAGCUGGUUAUUCAGGCAAGUAAGUUUGCUCUUUGCCUCUCAAUUUAAUAGCCUCCUCUUGGGCAAUUGAUAGACCGUUAAUUACACAUGUUUUUACCCCUGUUCUUACACCGUUUGAGAUGUGAUUUCUCGUGUUUUAGGCCGAUUUCACGCUAGGUUGUGCUUGUUUGUGAUAUUUCAGGUCCUAGUGCGUGAAUGGAGGCUUGGGAGCGAGUUUGGGGUCGAUUGGACGAAGAUCGGGCGCGAGGCAAGUCAAAAAGGAGGCCACACGGGCACACCCACAAAUCACACGGCCGUGCAACUCAUAUUUCUGGCCGUGUGAGAUUGUGCGAGAGCAAACACGACCUGCCCUGAUAAUCCACACGGCCGUGUGAAGGAGUGGUCUGGCCGUGUGACAUUCGCCGAGAGCAAACACGGGCAGAUGGAAGUCACACACGGCCGUGCGACCCUGGCCGUGUGGGAAGCCUGAAGAUCGAAUUAAGUGGAACGCAGCGUUUUGACUCACACGGGCAACUGGGUAUGCCACACGGUCGUGUGGCCCUGCCCGUGUGAGUCGGGAUUUCCUGGUUUUAACCCAAUUCCGGGCUGCAAGAGAGAAAAGCGGACUUUUUGAGCAAAAACAGAGCCCUAGAGAGAGAAAGGACGAAGAACACAUCCUAGAAGCCAUCUUGAAGCUGGGUUUCAUCGAAUCAAGCUUGGAGAUCGUCAUAGGAGUGGAAAUCAUCAUCCCAGAGCAGAUUUUCCUCAUCUUUAUGAGUAUGACUACUUUGUAUCUUGUUUUCCUCUCUCUCUCUCUAUGGAGUAGAACCUCUCUCUCACUUGGGGAUGAAGAACCCUAGUUCUAUGUGUUAGGGAUUGAUUGUAAUGACUUGGGAUGAUAUUACUGUUUGAUUUUAAUCGAAUGAUGCAUGUUUAUUGAGUCAAUUGAAGUCUGAUCAACUUUUCUUGAUUCCUGCUGCAAUCUGAGAUAGAUAGAAUCUGAUUAGGUUGCUAGAGUCUCAUCAUUCGAUAGUAGGAGAUUGACUAUACGAGAGUUAGCCAGUUUACUGCUUUGUACUGGAAUCCAAUUCCAGUAGUGGAGUUCUGUUCUUACUGCUUCAGCUUUCUAUCCGGGUGAAGACUAGUCGUCUGCCGGGUAGUUAGACUGAGAGGGCUUGGUCAGCUUAAGAGAUUCCAAGCUACUGUCGGAUCUUCCGCAGUCUAAUCAACAGUAAAUCAACCCAGGGAAAUACAAUUGAAACCUAACUAAGGAGCUAGGGGGAUUCAUUCCCGAGUGACUCUUUCCUGCUUGAGAAAACCCAAUAAUUUCCUGCUUUAUUUCUGUUUUUGCUUUUAAACAACAAUCACUUACUUUAGUUGGCUAGAUAACAGAAAUCACUGAGUAAGCAGUAGAUCUAGACCCUGGGUUGAUAAUAUAACUUGCCUGUUACUGCAUUCCCGGUCUGCGAUUACACUUGGUCGCAGAUUGGUGUUGUGUUUUGGUGUGUCAGCGAUCGUUUUUGAAUAUCAAUUCAAUAGCAUCGAUUAGGUUGUUAUUGGAAUAAAUGUUGCUGCAUCUGAGUUUUACACCUCAGACUAGAAGUAAGACCUGAACUUUAAGGAAGAGGUAUGGUUCUUCCGAGAUGGUCACUACUCCUCCGAGGAUUUACCCAAUGUGGGGUUUUGGAAGCGUGAGAAGAAAGAACUGUUUCUCUUGAGAGAAUCCAUGUAAAAAGGAAGGGAAAAAGAAAACAUCAUUAUGGUGAUGAUGUUUUUUUGGUUUGAAUUUGAUUCCUUAGUUGAAAUUAUUAGCUUGGAGUUUGCUCUUUUUUUUUUUUACUGAGGGCUUGGAGCUUUGAAUGGUUGGUUGUUUUGGUUGGUUGUUUGUUCCCUUGAGCUUUGAUUGUAAGCAGUCUUGUUGAGAAAGAAAAUUUAUGGUUCGGUUUCCCUCCUUAGGUUCAAUUGGUUAUUUUGUUGACUGGUUUGUUUCCCUUGAGCCUACUCAAUUAGUUGCUUCAGUCUUUGACAUAUUAACAGGUAGCUACUGCUAGGUUGUUGCUGUGGUUUCUUGAGAUGCCACUUGGUAGUCAACAGUUGAUGGUUAUGGAUCUUGUUUUGUUCACUCAGUUUGUACUAUGGUGCAGCUAUUUCGAACAGGGGUCAGAAGAAUUUAAAGGAGCUGGGUGAUCAUGUCAACGGCAGCAGUUAGGAAUCUCUCAAGCCAAAAGUGAUUUCUUUGACUGAUUUUAGUUUCUCAUUUUUUCUAUUUUUGUAUUUUUUUAAUCAAUUAGUACUGCUAUGAACUAAUGUAAGUUGGUAUUGCUUGGAAAUAAAAUGUGACCAUUAUGGGCUAAAUUAGUUGCAUUACGAUUAUGCUAUCAUAACCAAAUCAGUAGCCCUCUCAACUAAUAUAUAUAUGUAACCAAAUUAGUAAUAAUAUUUAGAACAUUUUAUAACAAAAAAUGCUUACGUUUAGAACGUAUGGUUACCAUAAAACAUUGGUUGGAAAUAAUAUUUAUGACCAAUGAAAAUAGUUAUUUUUGAACAAAUAGAUUGGUUACAUUUUAUACUUUAUACAAACAAAAUUACUAUUCAUAUUUGGAUUAUCUAGGGACCAUAAAAUAUUGGUAAGGAUAAGAGUUUCAUAACCAAAAAUUUUGGUUACUUAAUGAUAAUUACAUUAGCUAUGAAGAAUAGUUUUGUAACCAAAUUUUUUGGUUUUAAAUAAUAUCUUUUGUGACUUAAAUCAUUUGGUUGGUAAAUGAUAUAUCAUAUAUGAAUUGAUUGGUUUUCAUGUUAUUCGUGACCAAUCCGGUAUUCUUUUGUGACUAUUUUGACAGUGUUUUCUUACCAAUUGUCUUGGUUGCAAAUAAAAAACAAAUGUGACCAAUUGGGACUUUCCUCACAAAAACAUGAUAUAUUGUGACCACAUCAAAAAUUGGUAACAAAAUGGUUUUCCUAACGCGGCAAAUAUAACCAAAGCUUCUAUCAAAUUUUUUUGGUCACAACAUACGAUUCGCGACCAAAAUUUAACAUUUAGCGACCAUUUUUAGUCGUCACAAAAGGCGGUUUAUGUUGUAGUGUAAGGGGAAAAAUCUCAUAGUACACAUGUUCUUAAAAAAAUUCCCAAAAUACAUAAGUUAUAAAUUUUUUUUCCAAAACUACAAAUGUUUGGUAUUCACCUUUUUUGACAAACGCCGUGAAGACUAUCACCGCAUUUGACAAGCACGGUGAAUAAUUCACCGUUUUAAAUUAAAACGCCGAAGUAUUCACCGUUUUUCUCUAAAACGGUGAACCAAUCACCGCCUUAAAUGAAAACGGUGAAGAUAUCACUGUUUUAGUCGGAAACGAUGAAUAUAUCACCGUUUUAGGGCAAAACAGUGAAUACCUUCACCGUUCUAGGUUAAAACGGUGAGUAUUAGUCACGUUUUCAACCCCUGUUAGGUGAAAAUUAGGUAUGAGCUACCUAAUGUUCACCGUUUGAGACAAACGCGGUGAUGGUGUUCACCGUGUUUGACAAAAACGGUGAACAUUAGGCAGAUUUUCCUAUAAAUACCAGCCCACCAGCAAUUAUAAAAACAAAACCACUCCCCCCCUCUUCAAAUUUCAGCAACCAAAACUGAGCAUAAUACCCAGGCGGGGAAUUUUCGGUAUGAUUUAUUUUUCGUAUUAUAGGUUAAUGAUGGAUUUUUAGUAGUUAUAGUAUGAUUUAAUUUUCGUAUUAUAGCGUAAUGAUGUUUUUAGUAGUUAUAUUGUUAUGUUAUUAUGAAUUACUUAUCGUAGCAAUUGUAGUACUUAAUUUUUGAAUUUAUGCUGUUGUUAGUUAGUUGAAUUUAUGUUACGUUAGUUAUGAGAUGGAGUAAUAUUAGUCGUACAAUAUGAUUUUGGUUAAUUUUACUAUCUUUAAACUAAUAGUUUAACUUAUUGUAAAUUGUAGAUAUGGGUGAAUUCAAGAAGUUUCGGCUUAUUAUUCGGUGGAAUGGAAGGGUGACAAACUCUGACAUAGGGAUUGAUUAUGAGAACGGUGAAUCCACUAUGCUGAAAAUUGAGUGGCGAUUCAAUUUUCAAGAACUCCGUGAUAUUUGUGCAUGCAGGGUUUGUACGAGCGUACAGACGAGACUUGGCAAAAUUAGUUACCGGUAUCCAGACAUGAGUGCUGGCGGGGUUGUGUACCAAGAAGUUGUCAUAAACGAUGAUGACGCGGUUACGAUGAUGUUGGAGUUCCUAAGCGAUAACGAGAUGCGGCUUGCAGAGGUGUAUGUUGAGACCGAGGCGGUCGGUGAAACUCAUUCUCACCAGUAUUCUUAUGAUGAUGGUUUUGCAGGAGGGUACGGAUGGGGUGGUAGUUCGAGCAACUACGAAGGAGGUGGUUAUACAGGACGUUAUGGAGAGGGUGGUAGUUCAAUCAAAUAUGGUGGAGGUAGUAGUGCAGGAUGGGUGCCGUCGGAAGAAUACUCGCAACAGGAUCAACCUGCCGAUGGCGUUCAAUGGCCUGCUUGGGGGCCUGAGUGGGCUGAAAUCGAGAAUACCAUUCGAGCAGGGCGUACUUCACAUGAGCGAGAAGACAAUGUUGGUGAUGGUGGUCCUGUUGAUCCUUCUGGGCCGAGCUAUCCAUUUGACUCAAGCGACGAGGUUAGUGAGGAAGAUUUGAGAUCAGUGAGCGAGGAGGAAGAUACUGAUGAUAACGACGACGAGGUGACAUUUUGUGAGGCACCCACGCCAUACUACACACAGGUUCCAACUCAAUUUCUACAUAGUCAGAAUGAUGCCCCCGACUUUGUCCCUAUGCCAGUGUAUAAUCCGACGGCCGAUUUGGAGGUGGGUAUGACGUUCUCAUCGAAGGACGCUGUGCAGGAUGCCUUUACCAAAGAGGCCUAGAGGCGCAACUUCGAGUGGAAGGUAAAAUAUUCUGACAGUAAACAAUUACAUGUCAUAUGCAAGAAUGAUGCAAAGGGUUGUACGUGGCAACUGCGGGCUGCAAAUAUGAAGAGAAAGGGUGCCUGGGUGAUUCGAAAAGCCGAGACCAACCACACUUGCUCCUCUUCCAUACGUUCCCAGGAUCACACGAAACUUAAAGCAAAUAAAAUUGGGAGAACUAUUAAACACCUUAUCGAAGC
Messenger RNA from Linum trigynum, 6947 nucleotides. Lineage: Eukaryota; Viridiplantae; Streptophyta; Magnoliopsida; Malpighiales; Linaceae. The record is from the annotation of a GenBank genome assembly.